Molecule: messenger RNA, 945 nt
Organism: Elephantulus edwardii (Cape elephant shrew)
Lineage: Eukaryota; Metazoa; Chordata; Mammalia; Macroscelidea; Macroscelididae
Gene: LRRC52
Product: leucine rich repeat containing 52
Exons: 2
Coding region: 1-945 (314 amino acids)
Cellular component (GO): voltage-gated potassium channel complex
Molecular function (GO): voltage-gated potassium channel activity; transmembrane transporter binding; potassium channel activator activity
Source: RefSeq, a predicted model, not a curated record
AUGUCCUUUGCUUCAGGCCCUGGAGCCAGGUGGUUACUCUUUUCCUUUGGAAUGGGACUGGUAUCAGGGUCAAAGUGUCCACAAAAUUGUCUGUGUCAAACCCAAGAAGUGACGUGCUCAGGAAAGCAGUUAACUGCAUAUCCCUCUGACAUUCCCCUGGACACUCGGAGGCUGUACCUGGACAAUAACAGAAUCACCUACUUGCCAGCCAUGAAUCUAGGUCUCCUCAGUGACCUUGUUUACUUGGACUGUCAGCACAACCAGAUUCGAGAGGUGAUGGACUAUACCUUCAUCGGGGUCUUCAGACUCAUCUACCUUGAUCUCAGCUUCAACAAUUUAACCUUGAUCUCCCCACACAGUUUCUCCGUGCUCAGCAACCUGGUGCAGCUGAACAUCUCCAACAACCCUCACCUGUCGUUUCUUCACAAGUACACCUUUGCCAACACCACCUCCUUAAGGUACCUGGACCUCAGGAAUAACGGCUUGCAGAUCUUGGACCACGAUGCCUUCCACCACCUGGCAACUCUAAAGGCCCUCUAUCUGAGUGGAAAUCCCUGGAAUUGCAACUGCUCCUUCCUGGAAUUCGCCAUCUACUUAAUAGUGUCCCAUCUGGACCACCCAGAUGAUCAAAAUGCCACGUGCUCUGAGCCCACGGAGCUGGUGGAGUGGCCCAUCACCAAGGUGGGGAACCCGCUCCGGUACAUGUGCAUCACGCACCUGGACCGCCAGGACUACAUCUUCCUGCUGCUCAUCGGCUUCUGCAUCUUUGCGGCCGGGACGGUGGCAGCCUGGCUGACGGGCAUGUGCGCUGUGCUCUACGAGAACGCCCGCCGCAAAUCCGAGGAGGACGAAGUUGAGGACGAAGGCAAGCAGAGGCUGGACGUCAGCAAGAUUUUUCAAAACAGGAGCGAGUCGACCCACGAUGGAUUCCCUCAGCUGAUUUAG